This is a messenger RNA of Galendromus occidentalis (western predatory mite), 2418 nucleotides long. Its product is annotated as coiled-coil domain-containing protein 102A. The transcript is spliced from 13 exons. The record is from RefSeq and is a predicted model, not a curated record. The coding region runs from base 271 to 2418 and encodes 715 amino acids. Lineage: Eukaryota; Metazoa; Arthropoda; Arachnida; Mesostigmata; Phytoseiidae.
UUGUUGCUGGUGCUCGUAGUGGUGGUGGUGUGUUCGGUGUUCCGACGGACGGAGUUUUGUGCCAGGCGGGCAAGGAGACAGACGAACGGACCGACCGACGAACAGGCAACAGAAGGCACUAGCAGCCAGACCAUCAGCCAGCCAGCCAGUCUGUCAGUUAGUCGGUCAGUGAGUGGGGCGAACAGUGGCAACCGAUUACGCACGUAGCAUCUCCACAGUGCAUAUGCUGUCCGGGUGGUCAGUUCUGUCGCAGAGUGCCAUGGCCUCGCAAUGAGCCAUCGAAGCCCUGCCCGCCUCCGAGAGGAACUUUACCAGCGGAUAGAUGAGGACCCACCCGUACAACACCAUGGUACGUCGUAUUGGACACCGUUACGAAGUCCUCUGUACUCUCACCGACAUUCCAACUCGGCUGGGAGCUCUGACGGCAGUGGGCCCAGACACCAUAGACGACACCAUCACCAUUCGUCCGGCUCGAGUCUAGAAAUGGAGCGCCAGGACAAUUUGUACGGUAUGUCUCAAUACGAGCAGAUAAGCGUAGACAGGACCGCCGGCGGAGUUCUGUACGAGGGUGCUCGACAAUCACCGGGCGGAGGACAUUCUCCGAUGCACGGUCAUCAUCUCCCUCAACAAUCACCCCACAAAGUCAAGGAACUGGAAGAGGCUCGCCAGCGAAUAGCGCAGAUGGAGAAGACCAUGAGGUGGUGGUCCGACUGUACCAACAAUUGGCGAGACAAGUGGAGUAAGGCCCGAGCCGAGAGGAACGAAGCAAAAGAAGAACUCCGCAAGCUUAAAUCGAAUUGCGAGCAACACGUCAAAGAGAUGGAAGCUUUGGUGUCCGAAAGGUCGACCUUGGAGCAGGAGAUCAUCAAUUUGCGAGCGGAAUUGAUGCGUCUGAAAGAGUCGUAUCGGGGAUCUUCGAGGCAGUCACCGUCUCAAACCGAAGCUACCGAAGAAAUACUCGACACGACUCGGAGCUCAAACAACAACAACACCAAUGCCUUGGUCGAAUCCCUCCAGCCUGACGACCAACAGGAGAAACUAAGGUUGGACGAAAGCGGAAGCGCCCUGGCGGACCUCAGCCUCACCGACAACCAAAUGCUCCAGAAUGAACCUGAACCCGAUGGAUUGCUUGACAAACCAGAUUCAGAUGCGUCGUUCGAUCUGGGACAUGGUGCUCUGAGUCACAUGAGGGAGAAAGACGUGCACAGUAGUCCUCAAGGGACAGGUAACGGUAGAGGAUCGCUAUCGUCGAACGAGAAAAGCUUUGCCGAAGAAUUGUUAGCGCUCAAUUCAAAUCCCGCAAACUCCGGUUGUGAUCAAGACGCGAAGAUUGCGUACCUGCAACUCCGAUUGCUAGACGCCUUGCGACAAUUGGGCAGCGAGAAGCAGGAGAAUGAACGCCUCAAUACGGAGCUCGCUGCGUUAGCAGCGGCUUCGCACGAGCCAGAUCUUAGCGUUUCCCAUCUUAGCUGUACGACUCAAGGAGAUCCUCUGACUGUAGGGAUCGAGGAGUUUGAAGCAGAAGAGAAGAUUCAAAUGUUGCAAGUCAAGCUUGAGAAACUUCAAGAGGAAAAUGCAGCAGAAUGGCAUAAAUGCGAACGUCUUGAGUCUGAAAAAAGUGCUCUCGAUCGGGAAAAUAAGCGGCUCAAGAUCCGUAUUCUGGAAUUGGAGGAGGUGGCCGCCAAUAACCACAAUCAAGCCCAUCCCAACUGCAAUACAGGUUCUUCAAGCUCGAGUGAAGGUAUCGGAUCCACUGGAACUUGUGGAACCGGGGAUCUUCCGGGUACAGCAAGCGGAGGCGCUGCGAGUUCGCACAGCGUCAACACGAAAGCCUACCACGAGCUUAAACAAGCACAUUCGAAACUCAAGAGAGUACUGCAGGAGAAAACAGUGGAACUCAGCCAUGCCUUGCGUCGUGCGGAGUCUUUUGAACAAGAAGUAAAGAAACUCCGAUCACGAAUCGAGGAACUCAAAACUCAGCUCGAUGCCGCUCAAGACGAGCUGGAUUUGACACAUGCGAAUGUCCGCAAAGUCUCGAAUCGUAACAAGGAACUGGAAGCAGUUGUCAGGGAUCUCCGCCAAGAAAACUCACAGUUAGAAUCCCAAAAUCGGCUGAGCCUCCAGAACCAUCACCAGAGAUCCAACUCGUUGCGAAUACCGAAAAGUCCAAAAAGCAAGCUCCCGAUUCCGCAACCCAAGGUAUGUGAGGCUCCUCCGAGCCUGAACUCGAGACCCAGGAGCCUGCCAAGACUGAACCAAACUUCGCAGCUCCUGAAACCAACCCCUUUGCCUCGGAAGGACCUCAAGAAGGAUAGUCCAAUGGCGUCUCGACGGAUACCGCUACGACGCAAUCGGACGGCGCCCGAAGAUCGGAACCCCGCGAUUUACCUCAGUGAUUCUGAUGCCGACUUCUUUUGA